Aspergillus calidoustus is the source of this 1627-nucleotide messenger RNA. NCBI's taxonomy places the organism in Eukaryota, Fungi, Ascomycota, Eurotiomycetes, Eurotiales, Aspergillaceae. The record is from the annotation of a GenBank genome assembly.
UCAUUUCUCCAGGUCCAACCCCGUAUCUCUCCGCAAGAUCCUGAUUACUAUACAAGGACUAUAAAAGCCGUCAGAAAAUGCCCUCUCCUGCCAACUCAACACACCGACAAUGGCUUCCGAGGAAAACUCCGCUCGCCCCAAUACAGCUGAGACUGAGACUGGCCAUGAACACCCAGGAUGGUGGGAGCAUGCCCAUCUGGCCAAACUGAAUAUUGGCAUCGUCUGCCUGACCUUUUUGUCCAGCACAAACGGUUAUGACAGCUCCCUCCUCAACGGCCUCCAGGCUCUCCCCAUCUGGCUCGAGUUCCUCGACCAGCCAAGCAGCGUCUGGCUGGGCUUCAUCAAUGCACUCUACUGGAUUGGCGCAGCAACCACGACCGUGGCAGCCGCGGUCGUGGCUACCCGCUACGGGCGCAAGAUCCCCAUCUAUCUUGGCUACUUCUGCCUGGUCACCGGCACGAUCCUCCAGACAGCGGCUCCGAAUCCAGCCUGCUUCAUUGUCGCCCGCUUCUUCGUCGGCGCCAGCAUGGGUUGGAUGAAUAAUGCCACCCCGGUCCUCAUCACAGAAGCGUCGUAUUCUUCGCACCGUGGCAUCGCCAGCGCCCUCUACAUGACCAGCUAUUAUGUUGGCAGCAUUGUCGCGGCAUGGGUCACUUUUGGCACACGCUCCUGGGACUCAAGCUGGGCCUGGCGCUUCCCCUCCAUCUUCCAGCUAUGCAUGCCCACUCUGGCCCUCCCCGGCCUGCUGCUCGUCCCCGAGAGUCCUCGCUGGCUGGUCUCCGUCGGCCGAGUUGCCGACGCCCGAAAAGCUCUCGUCACCCACCACGCGGGCGAAGACGAGCAGUCUCCCUAUGUCGACGCCGAGCUGCACAGCAUCCAAACAGCCAUCACCGCAGAGCUCGAAGCGGAGAAACACUCCACGUACGCUGAGCUGUUCUCCACUCCGGGAAACCGCCAUCGCCUCUUCAUCAGCAUCACACUAGGCUUCUAUGACCAAUGGGCCGGAAAUGGGCCUCUUUCAUACUACUCUCGCUCCGACCAGCUUCUUAUUUCUGGAUGUCUGCAGAUCUGGAACCUCAUCUUUGCCCUUGCUGCGGCGCUUUCCGUCGACCGGAUGGGCCGGCGCACGCUCUUCCUGCUUUCUGCGGGGAUCAUGCUCAUGAGUUACAUCGUAAUGACGGGACUCAGCGGGUCGUUCACUGAAACCGGGAGUACGCAGACUGGAAUCGCAAUGGUCCCGUUUAUUUUUAUUUACUUUGCUGGAUACGAUAUUGCUCUAACCCCCCUCCUAACAGCCUACCCCUGCGAGAUCUGGCCCUUCCGCCUCCGCUCGCGCGGGCUGAUGGUUACCUGGAUGUCGUGCAUCGUCGCCAUCAUCUUCAACACCUUUGUCAAUCCAAUCGCCAUGGACGCGAUCGGGUGGAAGUACUAUAUCGUGUAUGUGGUGCUCUUGGUUAGCUGGUGCGUGAUCACGUACUUGGCCUAUCCCGAGACGCGGGGGCUGUCGCUGGAGGAUGUUGCUGUACGAUUUGACCGGAUUGAGGAGGCUACGCACGGAAGGGAGGUGGAGGGCGACAAGGAGGGUUGUGAGUCAUCAGUUCAGGUUGAGGGGAAGGAGGAGAGGUGA